This is a messenger RNA of Lentinula edodes (shiitake mushroom), 579 nucleotides long. RefSeq lists its product as uncharacterized. Lineage: Eukaryota; Fungi; Basidiomycota; Agaricomycetes; Agaricales; Omphalotaceae. The record is from RefSeq and is a predicted model, not a curated record. The transcript is spliced from 5 exons. The coding region runs from base 1 to 579 and encodes 192 amino acids.
AUGACCGAGACUCGAAGACUUUUGGAAGCGGCCAAUGCUCUUUCUCGGUUGUUGGUCGCAAGCCGUGUGUCGCAUGCUUUCUACGGUAGUGUGUUCACUGCCAUACUUGCAAACGCUCCUCAAUGUGAGGAAAUUUACUGUAUCGUUGAAGGAGGCCAGCAUCAAAGUCAUCCUUUUCGUCGUGUGCGCGAUGCAAUUUCGGACAACGAAGAUUUCUCUACAACUCUUUCACCUUGGACCAACAGAUUACAUGUUACUUAUCGUCGACCAAUCCCGGCCAUUGAAAUUGAGAUACUACCUGCUGGUGAGGCUGGCCCUCGCCGAUUGGACGCUUCAACCGUUGUCAAAAUUCAGGGAAUACCGUUUCUUACCAUCUCUGAAUUCAUACGAGCCAAACUAAAAACGUGGAUGAUUCGAAUGUCAGACAGAGACGCCCAAGAUGUGACUUUCGUUCUAUCUCGAUAUUGGAACCGAGUCGAUAUCAAUCGCAUUCCAGAACAAGAUAUGAAUUAUUUCACGACCAGGAACCCUUCUUCCCAGCUUUGGUGGUUAGCAUUAAAGAGGAAAUAUGGCAUGUAA